AUUAUGUAUUCUCACUCCGCUUCAGACAGAUGAAGACGGAAGACACACGGAAGAAACACACACAAGGCGGAAAUGUAGCGGAAGUGUUUGAUGUGUCGGCAGAGCUGCAGGAUUACAGGGUCUUUUGGUGGGGUUCUGCUGGGGUCGUGAUGGGGAAGUAUUUCUUCAGUGAGACGGACAUCGAGAGCGCGUGGGAACUCGUUUCGACGGCGUUCUGGCAACGAUACCCAAACCCUUACAGCACUCACGUUCUGACGGAGGACGUUGUUUUCCGUGAGGUGACGUCAGAUAACUGUCUCGUGUCCCGGCGGCUCCUCACCAAGACCAAUCGUCUUCCUCGCUGGGCGGAGCGCAUCUUCCCAGGGAGCCUAACACGAUCGGUGUACAUCAUAGAGGAUUCUGUCGUCGACCUCAGCAACAGAAGCCUCACGACACUGACCUGGAACAUAAAUCAUGCUAAAUUCAUGCGGGUCGUGGAGCGCUGUGUGUUUCAUGGUGAGCGGGAAAGCCCUGUUCGGACGCAGCUCACCAGAGAAGCCUGGAUCUCAUCAGGAGUGUUUGGUCUCUCUAGACCAAUACAGGAGUUCGGUUUGGCCAGAUUCAGGAGUAAUCAGGUGAAAUCUAUGAAGGGUUUGGAGUAUGCUCUAUCAAAUCUACAGAAUGCAUCAAGCUCAUGUCAUGGAGACACCUCCAAAGAUUCUCCAGAGAUACCCAAACACCUCAAUUCUGCCUCCAAAUCCCAGAAACCGCAGCAGUUCAUAUGAGCAAUAUCUCACCAACAUGUCCAGGUCACGUUUUACAUGAAAAUCAAAAACCUGUUUUUAGGAUUUUUUGCAUUGUUACAUUUUAUGACAAUUAAAUUAAUUCUCAUUAGUGCAUUGCAAAAAGUGCACAUUUAUUUAAAUGGUAAAGUAUUUACACCUCAUGGUAAUAUUUGUUGUAUUGCCUUUUAAUUAAAAUUGAUUUUAAUAGUAAUAAAAAAAAUAUCGUAUUACAGUAAUAAGAAUGACGACUGAAAAAUGCUUAAUUUUCAUAAAAAUUAAGUACAUUUUAAAAUUAUGUCGCAAUAUAAAUAAGCAUUUUAUUGUAUUUUUUUUUCGAAAUAAAAUGUAUUUAUUUUUGCUUCUUUUGAUUUUGGAGUAAAAAUAGGACCUGAACAUGUUUACAUGAGAUUCAUCCAUAAAACAAACUACUGUUUAAUGGCUGCUAAUAUUAAAGCUCAGGGAACAGUUUAAUGAAGACUGAAAUGUGAAUGCUUGAUAACGCUGAGUUAUUUAUGGCUGCCUGCUAAGCAUGAAAAUAUAUAAAUCGUGCAUCAGAACACAUACAGUAUACUGUACAUGCUGUUAUGCACCAUAUUUAUAUUUAUUUUGAAAUGUAACACAUUCAUUAGAAAUGAACUCAGGGACAGAUGUAAAACUGGAGCUGUCACCUCUCAACGAGCGUUUCUGUUUAAAUGUACAGUAGCUUGUGCUGUUUAGGUUAUUAUUAUAGUUUAUACAUUCAUCAGCGCUGAAUAUGCUGAGGCCAAAUUGUGCUACAAUAAUCAAAUGUGAACAAACUUGUGACAUUGUUUAUUCUUGCUUUCAUUGAAAUGCACAAGAUGCUCUUUGGAACACAUUCUCAAAUCGUGCUGAUCGUCAUGUUUUGAUCAUGCCGGCUCGAGUGCAUGAACACGUUGUGCUGAUAAUAUAAUUUUCACAUUCAACUCUGUAAUGCAGUCUCUCACUCUACUAAUGUUUUAAUUAGUUUCUAGUCUAACAAGUCCUGAGAAAUCACCUUUUUAAUAUGGAUAUAAUCGUACUACAAGACUACAGUUCAUUCAUUUCAAUCUUUUUACUAUUAUAUUAUCAGCAUGUUAAUAUUGCAUCAUCAUCAUUAUUAUUAUUAUUAUUAUUAUUAGACAUAUCAGUUAUUUAAUACAUUUCAUUGUAGAAUUUUUCAGCAGCUUUACAUUUGAAUUUAAAGUGUUUUAAUAUUUCUGCUCAUAGUAUCUGUUCAUUUAAAUUAAUGGAGGAAAACUAUACUGCAAUGCUGUAAACUGUAAUGUAUGUACUUUCUAAUAAAACAAAACGAUAAACUUG
Myxocyprinus asiaticus (Chinese sucker) is the source of this 2084-nucleotide messenger RNA. It is a transcript of the gene prelid1b, whose product is annotated as PRELI domain containing 1b. The coding region runs from base 30 to 764 and encodes 244 amino acids. Gene Ontology annotation, biological process: phospholipid transport. The transcript is spliced from 6 exons. Gene Ontology annotation, molecular function: phosphatidic acid transfer activity. The record is from RefSeq and is a predicted model, not a curated record. Gene Ontology annotation, cellular component: mitochondrial intermembrane space. Lineage: Eukaryota; Metazoa; Chordata; Actinopteri; Cypriniformes; Catostomidae.